This is a messenger RNA of Fusarium venenatum, 507 nucleotides long. The record is from RefSeq and is a predicted model, not a curated record. NCBI's taxonomy places the organism in Eukaryota, Fungi, Ascomycota, Sordariomycetes, Hypocreales, Nectriaceae.
AUGGAUCAAUUCUUAUCAGCGGCUUCGCACAUUCAAACAUUUGGUGGCAUACUAGACGAUCCCGAAAUUGUGGUUACCCUCGCUUCCGAAUCCCUGAUUACCUUCAGCUCCAAGACAAGUGGUGACUUCGAUGGAGUCGACAUAUUGUUUUCUGGUACGGAAUUUCCUAAGAGUAUCAUUGUCACAGGACUUCUGGGUGGAUAUGUCAAGGUCGGCAAUGCAUUGGCCGGUAACCCACACAAACCUCAACCCCAGUGUAACUUGGAUGCGUCGCGAGAAGGGGUAUACAAGAGUGGUGGUAAACGCAUCGAGAUAACUGGCGGUGUUGACAUGUUUGUGUCUGCCGAGGUGCUUGACGAUGUCUCGCUUCCUAGACGGGUUGAAGGACCCUUUGAAAUUCACAAACAGGGCGCAGAAGAGUUACAGCCGGCCCUGUCCGUCUAUUUCGUUGGAAGGGAGUCCAGUGGCGGCAAGGCCAUGACGAGUCCAAUUUUUAUAUUGUACUGA